Rhipicephalus sanguineus (brown dog tick) is the source of this 1403-nucleotide messenger RNA. RefSeq lists its product as uncharacterized. Lineage: Eukaryota; Metazoa; Arthropoda; Arachnida; Ixodida; Ixodidae. The record is from RefSeq and is a predicted model, not a curated record. The transcript has 12 exons. The coding region runs from base 25 to 1176 and encodes 383 amino acids. Gene Ontology annotation, molecular function: metalloendopeptidase activity. Gene Ontology annotation, biological process: membrane protein ectodomain proteolysis.
GGUGGUUCAUCGACCACGUCAAAGAUGAAGCCAGCGUACUUGGGCGCUCUUUUUCUCAUUUACGCAUAUGCUGCGUGCGGAGAGGAGAUGGAAACGCAAGAACCACAAGAUGAUGUCAUCAGGUUAGGACUAUACUUCGUUUAUGACAAGGAGUUUUCGGAUCGAGCCCUCUUCAAAGUCAACGAUAGCUUCAACGCCUACUUCACUGCACUUACCAGAGCCGCCCAGGAGUUCUUCAAUGUACCUGGAGAUCUUAAAAUAUUUCUCACGCUUGUCGGAUCAUCCAAGCUUGAGGAGGAAGACAUAGUUAAAAAUACUACUAUAAACGGAAAUAAGUUAAAUGCAUCGGAGACUUUGGACAAACUACGCAAGAUAUUUACUUGGAAUAAUACCUUCGACGCCAGUGUAGACAUCGUAUUUCUUGCGACAGGGAAGGAGCUGUAUAUCAAAGAUUCGUGGAUGACCAGGGAGUGGUACGGACUGGCUUAUCCCCGAUCCAUAUGUGUCGGAAACGCUGCAGUGGGUAUUAUUCAUGACGAUGGUGCUACUUUCAACGGUGUACGGCGCACAGCACUUCAAGUAGCACUCCUCUUGGGAGCAAAAAAAGAUAAUGGCAAGUUGGGCGAAUGUCCUGAAAAUGAAGAACGGAAAUACCUGACAUCCUCCUCAACAGAUGGACGCAUAACGUACCUGUCGAAAUGCAGCAGAGCGUCAGUUCGAAACUUUUACUAUCGUGUGAAAGACAGUCCUCAUAUUUGCUGGAAGGACACACCAAAACCUGCUAUCGAGGAUAAUAUUGGUUUUCCCGUGGAAUUCUACAAGCGAUUCGACUGCGAUCAAUGUCAUGUUGCAGAAUACUUCAGAAAUAAGACUAAGCCUGGUGAAGCAAUAAACUGCUCGCUAUCCACAAUCAACCGGAACAUCGACCCCUGGCCAAAGACGACGAUGAGCAGCUGGCACUAUGCAGCAAGGAAACGAUAUCGAAGGUGGUACCAGAGGAACCCGACAACAGUUUCACCUUACAAGGACUGCAAACAGAAGUGUUGUCGGUUCAUGCGCCACGCUACCGACAACCGUACUGGCGGGUGGUAUGAUUGCUGGUAUACUCGUGCCGCUGACGGCACACCAUGUGACUCGCAACGGAUGAUUGCAUAUUUGAAAUCGCCACAUAAGUAAACCUAAACUCAGCAAGUUUCAUCAAUAUCGACCAAGAAGAAAAAUAAACGCAUUAUUUGUUGCAGAGUGUCUCAUUGAGUGCCACGAAGUGGUCACACUGACUCUUGCCAGGGGAGUCAUGUACACCACUGUCCUUAAGGACAACGGAGUCAAAGGAACGCUUCAGUGGGGGUCAGCGUUACCAUGGCAAAGGGGUCACCCUGACUACCUGGAGGUACUAGCGGGAA